AUGACUUUCGCGGAGUUCUUGGACCAAGUCGGAGGCAUGGGCCGCUUCCAGUUUAUCCACACCAUGCUUCUGUCCAUUCCCCUUGUGCUGAUGGCAGGUCACAACCUUCUCCAGAACUUCACCGCUGCCAUCCCAGGACAUCACUGCCAGAUCCACAUCUCCACCAACAGCAGUGGGUACCCCAACACCACUUGGCCUCUGGAAGCCAGCGACCUGCUCAGAGUUGGUAUCCCCACGAACAGCAAAGAGGAGCCGGAAAAGUGUUGGCGUUUUGUCCAUCCCCAGUGGCAUCUCCUUGAUGCCAAUUCCACCAAGGCAAACCAGACUGAGGCGGAAACCGAGCUGUGUGCUGAUGGAUGGGUGUAUGAUACGACCACAUACACUUCCACCAUUGUCAGCAAGGUGAGAGGGGAAGAGGGGAAAGGCUAGCUUGGAGGAAUGGAAAAGUCUGAAAGGGAGCAGGGACGUAAGGGAGCAUAUUACCGUAUUUUUUGCUUUAUAAGACUCACUUUUUCCCUCCUAAAAAGUAAGGGGAAAUGUGUGUGCGUCUUAUGGAGUGAAUGCAGGCUGCGCAGCUAUCCCAGAAGCCAGAACAGCAAGAGGGAUUGCUGCUUUCGCUACACAGCAAUCCCUCUUGUUCUGGCUUCUGAGAUUCAGAAUUUUUUUUUUUCUUGCUUCCCUCCUCCAAAAACUAGGUGCGUCUUGUGGUCUGGUGCGUCUUAUAGAGCGAAAAAUACGGUAUAUGCCAAAUGAAUGCAUAUUGAUGGAGGGCAAUGUUGCUCAAACUUGGGUUCCUCAGCUGUUGUUGGACUACAACUCCCAUCACCCUUAGCUAGCAGAACCAGUGGUCAGGAAUGAUGGGAGCUGUAGUCCAACAACAGCUACAGACCUAAGUUUGCGAAACACUGAUGCAGGGAUUUAGUCUGAGCAGUUCUGGGAGUGGUUUCCAGUGUUGCACCUGAGGAUUUCAGAUAACUCCACCAGAAAUGGGAACGGGAGCAGAAAUCACCACCCUUCGCAUGUGCACUUGAGGUCAGGAAGGGAAAUCAUGCAAGCAAAUUGCUACUGUUGGGUUUAUUCGGUCCACAAAUGUUACAUAAAUAAUUACAUUGUUUUCUGCAUUGUUUCUGACAUCCCCCUUCCGCUGAAAUGCAUGGAAGUUCGUUAUAUAGCCAUUUACGCAAUUAAUUAUGUUGGUUUCGGCCACAGCAGAUAGUGAGACAAAUAGCACUGGUUUCAGCAGAAGCCGAGCUGCAGCAGGACAGAAACGCUGCUGAUUGUGAGGAACAUGGAAUGGGACGGAAAUGUCUGCCUCCUUACAUCCUUAGUUGGAGUUUGGAAAGCAAUAAUAACAGCAUAGCAAUGUAGGUGUCUUAUGCACAGUUGGGCCACACUGAUUGGCUGUGGCUCUCCAGGGUUUCAGGCAGGGAACUUCCCAAGCUUUCCCCAGAGACAUUAUUUGAACCCAGAACCUUUUGCAUGUAAAGCAGAUGCUUUACCACUGAGCUACAGCGCUUCCCCCCCUUUUUUUAAAGAAAAGGGUAAGUUCUUCAUGGUUCUUCAGAAUGGCCAAUGGUCAGGAAUGAUGGGUGUUGUAGUCUAGAGGAGUAGUCUGGAAGCCCACCUCUGUGUCAAUCGCUGAGCUCCUUUGGAGAGGCCUUCUAGGUUUGAGACCGUCCAUAAAGUACAUCACAUUAUUUUUAAAUGCCUUUUGAAAGCCUCGCUGUUUCCUCACUUGUCUCUGUGUAGCUUUGCUUUAACCAUUGUCCAACUCCUCCCAAGGUCAUAACUUUGCUAUUCCCCUCCUCUCCUCUUGAUGUAAACUUUUCGGGUGGUCCCGUCUCAUCUCGUUUAAGGGCUAAACAGGAGCCAGUGUGGGAUUGGGGCUGGAGUGGUCUUUUCCACGCAUGCUGGAGACUGAAUUUGGGGCAGUCUGCACAUGCUCCGACCCUUCUCUCAGUCAGCGCCAAUGUUCACUGGGUGACCUUGGGCCGGUUGCCGUCUGUCAGCCCGACUUACCUCACAAAGUUGUUGCAAGGUUAAAAUGGGGUGCCUUGAGCUCCUUGGAGGAAUGAUGGGAUGUAAAUGUAAUUAAGAAAGAAGUUGUUCUCAUUUUACAAAUAGAAAACUGAGAUGGGGAAGAAAGAGGGGGUGAGGUGGGAAUAGAUAGGUAGAUAGAUUUGUGCAUCAGAAAUGAGAAUGAUGGGAUUUAAAUCUGGAGCCAAGCCCAGUAUAUUCUGUCCAGAGAACCAAAUGUUACUUUAUUCAUUGCUCCAUUUAUAUCCCGUCUUCCAAGGAGCUCAAGGUGGUGGUCCUGGUUCUCCCCCCUCCCCCUUUUUAUCCGCACAUCAACCCUGUGAGGACAGCUGGGCUGAAAGUCAUGCACCUGGCCUAAAGCCAUUCAUGUCUGAGUGAGGAUUCGAACCCUGGUCUCCCAAGCCCCAGCCCAUAUCUCUCACUACUGCACCACUCCGGAGCAGGCGAUAGCCGAGAGCCUCCACUGCUGGAUCUGAUGAAAUCUAGUCCAUCAACCUGUGUUCUCGAUCAUUUGGAAAGCCCUCAAGCAGGGCAGGCAGUACUCGGUGGUACACUGUCCCUCUACAUGGAGGCUCUGUUCUAUCUUGAAUAAUAAUAAUCAGUAAUUGUCCAUCUCCAUGCAUUUCUGCAAGUGGAUGAGAAAUCUGUGUGUGUGUGCCUUACAGGGUUUUGUGGGCUUCAGCUUCCUUCAGCCCAGAGCGUAGAAGAACAAUUGUUGCAGAGCCCUCCAGGUGUGUGGGGGGGGUACCUGUAUCCCUCCAAUUGGACUACAAAUCCCAUAAGCCCCAGCCGGCAUGGCCAAUGAUCAGGGACGAUGGGAGCUUAGCAACAUCUGGAGGGCCACUGAUACCCCACUACUGCCCCGCAAGAAAGAGGGAGAAGGUGGGAGAGAGAGGGAAAGUGAGCCUUUGGGACUUUCCAGCAAACAAGGGGUUCAGCAACAGGAUCCGCAUGGGGUGUUUGCGUCUGGUGGAUAAACAGGGUGGUAAUUGACAGCCCUGCUGGGAAGAGAAUAAUUCAAAGCCAGCAGGCACUGCUGCUGGCAGUGAUCUUGAGCCAAGGGAGCAGCUGGUUUUUCAGGAGACAGCAAAAAUUUUUGUCCUACAUUCUAGUCCUUCAGCUCCCCCUUCACCCUUGUCGUGUUAUAACAAGCCACAGGGGUGGGAAGGUGGGUGCUGGAGGCGAUUCUGUGCUCUGCCAGGCCUUCUUAUAAAAACAGAUAGAUGUGCAAGCAAUCCAGCCAGACUCAGCAUUCAUUCAGCCUUGUAUCUGGGUAGCUUUGCACACCAAAGUUUGUUCUGUACAGAAAUCACUGCUGUCAUUUGGUAACUAGGGAAAGGCCCUCUGCACAUGCUCAGAAACACACGUGCAAAAGGCUAGCUUCUCAAGUUUGAGAGCUGAGCACUAGGUGUGGACAGAAGCAAAGGGUCCCUUUAUCACAUACACAGCCCAACAAGACAACGACAAAAAUCCACCAGCAUACAAAUCAAUAUGGCUAACCUGAUCCAAAACACACACACACACCACUCACACAUGAAAACAAAGACCACCACAGCCAACCACAAAUGAAUAACCACACCCUCGGCCAACCCCAACCUCUCUCACCCCAAAGGAACACAAGCGAACAGCAAAGAACCUGCACAAGCAACGCUGACACCAAACCCUACAUAUAAUAAGUAAAAUAGAAACAUCGCCACCUGACCCCACCCCGACCCAUCUUCCCCCCCUCCACCUCUUUCUCCCUUUUCUUCCUGAUGUCUCAACAAAUGAAACUGAUUUGUAAAAAUGUUACAUGGGGAAAAAAAUACGAGAGAUAUUGCAAACACUUUCGUAAAUCGAGAAAAUCUUUAAUAAAAAAAAGAGAAAAAGAAGAAGAAGCAAAGGGUCCCAUUGCCUGUCGAGGGUGCAACUGCAACAAUCCUGGGUGCAAUUGCAACCUUAGCCCCUCCCAAACCCAUGGCUCUGUGGCCCAGGAUGCUCCCCUCAAGCUUCUGUCCCCUGACCCAGUCUCCUUCUCCUACAACAGUGGGAUCUAGUCUGUGAGCGACGGAAGCUUCGGGAUAUGGCCCAAUCGAUCUACAUGGCUGGCGUGCUGGUUGGAGCAGUGGUCCUUGGGGGGUUCUCCGAUAGGUAAGCUGAAUUCGCUUUUUGUGAUAAAACAGACGCCUUAAACAAGAUUUGAAGGUAAAGAAAUCUUGGCAACGGUUAGAGAUAAAUAAAUCUUGCCAACGGUUGAACUGCCCUUGAGCCCAAGAGAGGGUUUAGUCCUUUUUCUUUCAAAACUUACCGUAUGUUCACUUCUAAUUGGUUUACAAAAAGCAUGCUCCUAUCUACUAACCGCACCAGGGCAACCAAUAGUUCUGAACAGAGUUUAUCAAUUCACUACCCUUCUGCCUCAUACAAAAUGUUGCUUUUCUGCUACCUGCUACAUGAAGACUUGUCCAGCUCAGGAGAAUUUAUUGUCCUCUUGGCAUGGAAGUUUCUGCUUUGGAAGGUCUACAACUUCCUGCCAGGUAAGGAGUGAAAGGGCGCUGCUUUGCAUAGCAGAAAUGCGUCUUCUGCUCACUAACUGGGGGUGCAAGGACACAAGAAAAUGGAUUUUUCAAUUCUUAAAAUGAACACUCGUUGCAUUAGUGUGGAAAACAGAUAUAUAAAUGUUUCCUAACUAACUAACACACCCGCAUCUGGUUUUAGUUUCAAGGUUUUAAUUAGCAAGCGGACAGUUAAACGAGGGAAGAGAGACAGAGGAUAUAAGCAUAGGUUUGCGUGUGCUGUGGGUUCUGGCAUACUUCCUGGGCCACAACAUUCACCUGGGUCCCAGGUCACAACACCCAGGUAUCAGCUUGAAGUCACCACAUUCCCACAGUCUCAGUCAAAGAAUAACCAGCCAACUGCCAACUGCCACCUCAUUUCCCCGAUACCACUUAUUCUUUGUGAAAUAUAAUACAAUAUAAGGCAAAUACAAUACAAUACUAACAAGUUGGGUGGUAUGGCCUGCUUGUGGGUUGGCACUGUUGGGAGAGGAAGCUGGAGACAAGAUGGAGUUCUGGGGAAUCCAAAUGAUAUCAAUUACAUUAUUAAUUAGCUUUAGGAUUGUCCCAAGGAAUUUUAGUCAUUUAAUCAAAUAAUGUUUGCAUAUCUUAUGAGGAGCAAUUUUUAUUCCACUCUUUAACUAAGAAAAGGAGCUGCUUAAAUGACUGGUAAUAAGGCAGUCCCUGCCCUCAAGCAGUUUACAGUUUAAAAAGAUGUUCAUUUUAUUUAUUUAGUCAAUCUGGUGGUUGCUUUAUCUUGCCCCAGGCAACCCAAAGUGACUUACAACCAACCAACCAGCCACACACACACACAAAAAACAAAACAAAACCCACAUGGAUACAUUAAAACCAAGGGGGGAAGAAAAAAAAUACAUUAAAAACAUCUUGCUCAUUUCUAAAAGGCCAAAGAUAGUUAAAUGCCAAAGGCCUGGGAGAAGAUAUAUAAUGAAGGUGCCAGGCGAGCCUCCAUGGGGAGAGCAUUCCACAAAUGGGGAGCCACCACAAAAAAGGCCUGUUCUCAUGUUGCCGCCCUUAGGACCUCUUGCAGAGGAGGCACAAGAUGAAGGGCCUCAGGUGAUGACCACAGAGUCCAGGUUGGUUUAUAUGGGGAGAGGCAGUCUUUGAGGUACUAUGGUCCUGAGUCAUUUACGAAUUUAUAGGUCAAAACCAGCAGUUUGAAUUGGGCCCAGAAAUUAAUGGGUAGCCAGUGCAAUUGGGUCAGGGUUUGUGUAAUAUGCUCAAACCGUCUUACCAGGGUGAGAUGGCAUAAAAUGUACAGCAGCCACCUUCUCCCCCAUACAAUGUCAACAGUUUUGAAUCAGCACAGCAAGUACCACUCGAAACAGUCUAAAAACCGGCAUGAUCCAAGGAAGCCAUCGGGCAACCUCAUUAAAAACUCACCCCCUUGAAUAGGAGGCAGAGAUGGGGGGUCAAUUCAAUUCAGUUGUCCUGGAGGGAGAAUGGAGAGGGGUGUCUGCAAGUGUGUGUAGAAAUCAGCCUACUCUACAAAGAUAACGUUCUUUGCUCCACCCACUUCCCCCUGUGGCCACACCCACCCCAACACCACCAAUGCCUUGGUAUUCCAGCUGUUUUCGCUUCUCUGUGUCUGCAGGUACGGCCGCAAGCCUCUCCUCAUUUGGUCCUUUAUGCAAAUGGCAGUGAUGGGGACCUGUGUGGCCUUUUCGCCCAACUUUAUCUCCUACUGCAUCUUCCGGUUCCUGAGCGGCAUGGCGCUCUCUGGAUUUGGCCUCAGCAUCGCCUGUUUGGGUAAGAGCAGAGCUAGUGGUGCUGGCUGGGAACUUUUGCGCAAUGUAGGGAUUUAUCUGAACAUUCUAUAUUUGAUUCAUCAAUGGAGGAUAUGUCUGUCAAUAAUUAGUAACAAAGCAGCCUAGACCAAGGCCAGCCAGUUGUGUGGACACUUCUCAAAGUACAGUGGUACCUCAGGUUACAUACGCUUCAGGUUACAGACUCCGCUAACCCAGAAAUAGUGCUUCAGGUUAAGAACUUUGCUUCAGGAUGAGAACAGAAAUCGUGCUCUGGCGGCGCGGCGGCAGCAGGAGGCCCCAUUAGCUAAGUGGUGCUUCAGGUUAAGAACAGUUUCAGGUUAAUUACGGACCUCCGGAACGAAUUAAGUACUUGACCUGAGGUACCACAGUAAACAGAGGAGUUUGGCCACAGGACACUCUUCAUUUGGCCUAAAUCAGGCUUCCUCAAACUCGGCCCUCCAGAUGUUUUUGGCCUACAACUCCCAUGAUCCCUAGCUAGCAGGACCAGUGGUUAGGGAUGAUGGGAAUUGUAGUCUCAAAACAUCUGGAGGGCCAAGUUUGAGGAAGCCUGGCCUAGAUGAUAUCUUGUUGGCUACCUUGGACUACAGAUUUGGUGGAACUGAGGCAGAUAGCGGUGACAAUAGCUGAAGCUCUAGCCCUAAUACGCAAAAUGAAAACUAACAAAUUGCUAGGUUUGGAUGGCACCCACCCAACAGUUCUCAAAGAACUCAAAUGUGAGAUUGCUGAUUUUUUAACAGAAAUAUGUAACUGGUGCCUCAGAUCCACCAGAGGAUUUGAGAAGUAGCCAAGGCAAAACCAAUUUUUAUAAAAGGAUUCAGGAGGGAACCUGGAAAUGAUGGGCCUGUUCACUUAAUGUUGGUCCUAGGAUAACUGGUGGAAAUUUUGGUUAAAGGUACAAUACCCAAACAUACAGAGGAACAAGCCUUGCUGAAGCAGAGUCAGCAUGGCUUCUGCAAGGACAAGUCCUGUCUCCCUGGCACUCUUUGAGAGUGUCAACAAGCAUAUCGAUAGAUGUGAUCCAGUUGACACAGUGUCCUUAGACUUUCAAAAAGCUUUUGACAAGGUACCGCACCAAAAACUCCUGAGAAAGCAUAGCAGCAUGGAAUAAAAGGAGAGGCCCUUUUGUGGAUCAGGAAGAGGUUAAGUACCAGGAAGCUGAAAGUAGGAAUAAAUGGAAAGUUCUCCAAAUGGAUAGAGAAUUACAGAAAGUGGGGUCUCCCAAGGCUCAUUAUUGGAACCUGUGCUUUUUUACUUGUACAUAAAUGAUAUAUAGUGAGGGGGGGAACAGUGAGGUGGUCUGGCUUGCUGGUGAGAUGAUAUUAUUCAGGGUCAUUAAAAGAAAGAGAGAUUGUGAAGAGUUCCGAAAGAACCGCCCCAAGUUGAGUGAAUGUGCAAUAAAAUGGCAAAUGCAAUUCAGUGUAUACAAGUGUAAAGUGUUGCAUGUCAAGGUAAAAAAAAUAUUAAUUUCACAUAUAUUCUUAUGGGGUCUGAACUGGCAGUGACUGACCAGGACUAGAACCAUGGGGGUCCUAGUGGAUAGCUCAGUGAAGUUGUUGACCCAGUGUGUGGCCGCUGUGAUAAAGGCAAAUCUCAUGCUAGGGAUCAUUAGGGAAGGAACUGAAAACCAACCUGUGACUAUCAUAAUGCAGUUAGACAAAUACAUGGUGCAACUGUGUUUGAAAUUAAACAUUAGGGAGAACUUCCUGACGGCAAGAGCUGUUCAACACUGGAACGGACUACAUCGGAAGCUCAUGGACUCUCCUCUCUUCCUAUGCCCUUAUGGCAAUGUUGAGCUAGAUGAGCCAAUCUUCUGAUGCAGUAGUGGGAAAAGUUCAGUACAAAAUGGGUGGCAAGUAUUACAGGGGUUGCCAGCCUGGUGACCAUGGGCACCAGUGUGCCCACCAGUACCUUUUCCGCCCUCUUUCUUUUUUCUUUUUCCUUUCUCCUCCUGUGAUGAGGCUGCAUUUUAACAUUUUAAUGUUUCAAUAUUUUAAUUGUUGUAUUUUAAUCUUGUUUUUCAGUUGUAUUCAUUCAACUUGUUUUUAUUAUUGCUUGUUAGCCGCCCUGAGCCCAGCCUUGGCUGGGGAGGGCGGGGUAUUAAUAAAAAUUAUUAUUAUUAUUAUUAUUAUUAUUAUUAUUAUUAUUAUUAUUACCUCCUAUCUUGCCCAUGAAAUAUCUCAAUUAAUAUCCUUUUUAAAACCUGCAGUUUGCAGAGACUGCUUUCUCUUCCUGCUGCUUCUCAGUUUGCACUGACUUGGUUUGUUCUCCAUGCCUGGCCUCAUGGCAGCUAUUUUGUCAAAGGCACCCACGGCACUUUCUCAGAAUUCCAAAUCUACCACUUGCCUGAGAAAGGCCGGCAACUCCCGAUGCAGGGUCUAAAUUUCAUACCGGAAGGCCCAGCCGGAUGAUCUGUCGGGUGUGAGUGGCAAGGCAAAAACCUGAAAGUGUUUUCCUUUUCCUUGCAGUUGUGGAGUGGAUUCCCACCAAGUACCGCACCAUCACCAUUGCGGUCACUGGCUUCGUGUACACGCUGGGCCAGAUCCUGCUGGCUGGCUUGGCCUACGGCAUCCCAGACUGGCAGUGGCUGCAGCUGACUCUCUCGGUGCCCUUCUUUGUUUUUCUCCUCUACUCUUGGUAUGUUGUGCUGCCAGUGUAGUGUAGUGGUUAAGAGUGAUAGACUCGUAAUCUGGGGAACUGGGUUCGCUUCCCCGCUCCUCCACGUGCAGCUGCUGGGUGACCUUGGGCUAGUCACACUUCUCUGAAGUCUCUCAGCCUCACUCACCUCACAGAGUGUUUGUUGUGGGGGAGGAAGAAAAAGGAGAAUGUUAGCUGCUUUGAGACUCCUUUGGGUAGUGAUAAAGCGGGAUAUCAAAUCCAAACUCUUCUUCUUCUUCUUCUGCUCAGAUCAGACCCCUCCUCCUCCUCGGGGUGCUGUGUUGGGGUACAAAGAAAUGCUGGAAUGCUGUUUUCAAAUAAAUAAGCUUGAUAUAUAUAACAAAACAAUUGAAAUGUAUCCUGCGCUUGGCCUUAUGCUCUCACCUGCUCAAGAUUACCCCAAUGAUGACCUCUUGGUCUUUCUAUUGACAGCCGCCCAUAUGGAGAUAGCCAGAUGCUGGAAAAACUGGCACUGGGCUUAAUAUCGAUUUGUGGUACACCAGUGUAUGGUCAAUAGAACUGGCUGAGAAAUUGACAUGUCAAGUCAGAGCGGCAAAGGGCAAGCAGGAUCCCUAUUCCUUUUAUAACAUAUGACAAAUGUUUACUGAAUACAUAAAUUGUUCGGACCGUGGCAGGAAUACACCCAGCGAUCAUGGAGAAAAUGUGGCGUCAUCUUUUAAAGCGAUCAAACAAAAUAUUAUUACAUAGCAUGACAAAAGUCUGUAAUUUUAUUGGGACAAGUCAUUUGUUGUUUACUUUUGUAACAAUUGUUUCCGCAAAAGAUGUUUUCUGUACCAUGAAAAAUGAAUAAAAACAUUUUUUUAAAAAGACCACGACAGAGAACUGGAUUAGAAUGAGAAAACAGGGUCAAUUCAAAUGUUUGCAAGCAAAUUCAAGUUAGGAUUCUUUUCUUUUCUUCAUUUUCUUUAAUUGAAUUAUCCCUCCUUGAGAAAACAACAACAAAAGGAUUCAGUUCCGUUUUACCACCUGAAGGUUUGUGGAUGGAUUUUACUGUUGGCCGAGAUGACGAGUCUUGGCUUCUUUGGCACAGGUGGUUUGCAGAGUCAGCUCGCUGGCUGCUCCUUUCGGGAAAGGCGAGCACAGCUGUCAAGGUCCUCCAGAGGGUUGCCCGGGUCAAUGGCAAGGAGAAAGCUGGAGCCAGCAUCACCACAGAGGUAUGAAGCCGGUGGAGGGAGGUGGCUCUCCAUAUCCAGUUGGCUGUAAAUCCAGAUGAAUCUAUGUAGAAAAUAGAAGUCUUGGGAGCUUCUGGAGAGCAAGGCCUGCUAGAAUCAGGGAGCCUCCUGGUGAACUUGAUAUGCAGGAUUUACACUGAUUUGCUUGCACAAAGCUUACACAGAAGUUAGAUUAUGGGCUCCUCUAGACAUCCUUUUUAUUGUGCAUCCAUGAUGUUUUGGUCCUGUUGGUAGAAUUGCGGCAGUUAUGUGUGGUCCCGCGUUGAUUUGCUCCUGCAAAACUUUUGGGGCAAGUCAUACUGACCUGUAAGUAACUGCUGAAAUCCUGUAACUCACUUCCCUCCCAAAUUUGGACUUUAUUUGAGAUAUGAGGAAUACAGUGAGGAAAUGCACAAUGGAAGGUGUGGGAUCACAUUUGCUUGACAUAAUAGCAACCACGUUCCCUGCAGGCAAAUCAGUGUAAAUUCUCAAUAAACAGCCAAACUUUGUGGGUGGGGGGGAACUGGGAUAAAUGUUCAAUAAACAGGUUGUUAUGUACUGAAGUUCUCACCCUGGGCCAGCAGGGGGAUACUGUAGAUAGUUAUGCAAAUGAAGGAUCGAAAGUGACGUUCAGUGAUUGGCUAGUUACAGAAAAUGGUUACUGUUGCAUUCUAGUGGAGCUCUAUAUAAGCAGGCUGACUGAGCUCCUCAGUUCAGUUCUGUUCCAGCUUACAAAUAAAGAGCUGCUUUGGAAGAAUUGCUGUGUCGUCUGAUAUGUUCGCCCACAACUUAACACAGGUCAUCUGGAAAUUCUCGCUUUCACUGAAGGGAAGCUGCCUGUGUAAAACAGGCCCUAGAACUUCCUGUUUGCUAAUGUUAACCCAAAUUUCCCUGGGGUAAAUCACACGAUCAAUUCUCACCAAAAUCUAGUUUUGUGCUGUGCAUUGAUUGUGCUUUUUAGGAGGAAGAGCAGCGGCUGAUGCUGAAGGUCAGCCUUCCCCAGCCUUGUGCCCUCCUCAUGUUGUUGGACUACAACUCCCAUCAUCCCUGACUGGCAGAGGCUCAUUGGAGUUGUAGUCCAAUGAUGUCUCAAGGUCUCAGGCUCAGAAAGGCUGCUUAAGGACAUGGGCGUAGCUGGGGGCCAGAGAGGCAGCUGCUGUCCCCCCUAAAUCAAGCAAAUAAUUAAAAAUACUUAACUAACUGACCAAUUACAUCACCAUUUAUGUCUGUUCUGCUCUCCCAACCUAAUGCCUGCCCCCCCCUAAAAUAAAUCCUGGCUACGCCCGUGCUUAAGGACAUCACUGGAGCUCACCCACCUGUUUUUACACACCCACCUCCUGCCUCUCCUCUCCCCACAGGUUCUGCUUUCCAACAUGGAGAAAGAACUGUCCACAGCCAAGGCCUCUUACACCAUCUCUGACCUGGUGCGCACACCAGCCAUCCGGCGCAUUUUCUGCUGCCUCUCCAUAGUGUGGUGAGAGAACUUGUUCCAUCUGAGCAGACUCAGGAAGGAGGGAGGUCCAUUCCAACUUCGGGAACCUGAGGAGAGGGAGGUUUAGGCACUGCCUGACAAUGUGACCCAUUAUCAAAGCAUAGGCACCAAUAUUUAUUGCUGUAAAAUAGGGAUGGUGGACAUCAAGCCCCAGGGUCAAAUGUGACCCUACAAAUCUUUCUAUCUGGCCCUUAAGAGUCUCCCUCCUGAACCACACCUCUUACCAGCCUGGUUUUGCACCCUCUUAAGAGUUGUUUGGCCUGGCUUGGAAACAUGCCCUUGCUUCUUGGUUGCCUGGAUGGAGGAUGCGGCAGUAUGAUUGAGCACGUGCAGUGAAAUAUACUCGGAGUCCUGCAGUGAUUUCAUGCUCUUUAUUGCAGCUUGUAAAACAGUGAUGAACCCCCCCCCCCCAAAAAAAAACAACCUCAGGCUUUUAUAUACAUUCUUUACACAACGAGUCCCAUCUGAUUGGCUGAUUCUGCUUCUCUCCUGGAGCCUGAUUGGGCUGCUACUGCAGGCCAAUCAGUUGUUGCAUUCUAGGAUCCUACUUGCCUAUUGUUCUAGGAUCCAAGCUUAGUACAUAACGUGCAGAAACUAGUCUACUACACAAAGGCAACAUUUACCUUCAUUUCUCUGCCCACCUUUGCCUAUGACCUCAUGCAUCACUGGUACAUGGACUCCAGAAAGUUGUCUGGAAAGCUAUUAUUAUUAUUAUUAUUAUUAUUAUUAUUAUUAUUAUUAGUAUACUGCCCUAUAUAUACUUCUCUAUGUAUACCACAGGUCUCAGGGCGGUUCACAGCCCUUGGUUUGAAAAACAUUCUCCACUCCUGCUUUAAAACUAUCAAACUGCAGCUUUCAUACAGCAUGCUUUGGGACAUCCUAACAGAAAACUAUAUUGUUUGGUUCAACUCUUGUUCAUAAAGCUCUGAACUAUUACAUCUCCAGCAAAAUCCACUUGCAGUACCUUAGAUCUGAGCUGUGUAAUAGCUCUGACUAAGCAAUCUUUAUGUGCAUUAAAAUUGCUCAGGACAAGCCUUAUAAAGAUUCCUCCUUUAAACUAGCAGCUCAGGUCUUGAAAGGCCAGCUGAAGGUCUAAGAUUUGCAAAACAAGGAGCUACUUUGGAGUAUAGUCACUGAAGCUAGUUGGUUCAUUGGUUCACUGAAGCUAGUCCCCACUGGUUGGGGAAAAGGAGCACAGACCCCUUUCUCCUUCGUGGAAGGAAAACGUGAAGGUUCAUGGAAAUGUCAAAGGUUACGGAAUUUGUCUGAUUAUUUAAGAGACAGAAAAUCAAGAUUUUCUGGACUAAAUGCUCCCCUUUCAUUUAAUUUAUUAUUAGUAGUGUUAAUAUUAGUAUUAUUAAUUUAUUACUUAAACCCCACCCAUCCAACUGGGUUGCCCUGGCCAUUCUGGGUGGCUACCAACAGAAUAUAAAAACACCAUGAGACACAAAACAUUAAAAACUUCCCGAUACAGGGCUGCCUUCAGAUGUCUUUGGAAAAUUAUGUAAUUGUUUGUUCCACAGGGCAGGCACCAUAAAUGGGAAGCUACAGUUUAGAGAUUGAUUUGUCAAAGACUCGUUAAUGGUGUCUGUUAGGAAGACUUUUCCAAAAGCAUCCCAUAAAUUAUCAAUUUAUUUAUUUAUUUAUUCAGCCAAGGAGGUCCCAAGAGUGGCUUACGUACGCUCAGUAAAAAUAAGGCCUUUGCUGCCUGUAGGCUUACAGUCUAAGAGACAUGACAAAAGCAAAAAAGUGAUGAGGAGGGAAAGGGAAGGCAAGUAAGUUCGGGCUCCAGUUCCUAAAGUUGCAUAACGUAAUGACUCACACGAAUGAAACAGUCCAGGGAGAGGAACUCAGUGGAGCUGGUCACUCAAGAGUUGAUGAAGUAGCCCUGCUUUGCAUCUCCCCUUCUGCUGCAGCCUGAGGAAAUGGCUGCUGUCAGGUGACAGUUAGAGCAGGAUGAGCCUCUUCUCACACCUUCUUGAAUCUUGCCUUGUCUCUAUCUUCAUGUCAGGUUCUCAGUCAGCUUCUCCUACUACGGGCUGGCCAUGGACCUCCAGAAUUUUGGUGUCAGCAUCUACCUCAUCCAGGUCAUCUUCGGGGCCGUUGACUUCCCAGCCAAGGUGAUCGUGACCAUUACCAUGAGCUACAUUGGGAGGAGGAUCAGCCUCGCGUCCUUCCUCAUCCUGUCUGGCAUCAUCAUCAUCAUCAACAUCUUUGUGCCCUCAGGUGAGUGUUGGCUCACUUUCCGCCAGGCCUCACCUUUCACUUUUAGAUACACUGCAAGAUGUCCAGCUGGAGACAUUUUGGCACAGGCUGAAGGCCCAAAGAGCACCACCUCCCACAGAUAUGCUGAGCCUCUGAUCUCCUUCAUUUCCGAGAUCUCCACAAAGCUAAAUGUUUUUGUCACUCUCACAAAGCACAAGAUAACUCUUGUGGUCCCUUCCAACUCUAUAAUUCUGUGAUUCCAAUUUAUUAUCAGCACUGCAGCCAUUGAGUGGCGGUGCCUCUGCAUCAAUAUUACAGCCACAGCAAGUUUAUAAACCCAAAGCACAACCUUUCCAGCAGGUAUAAGGAACCUCAGGCCAAGGAGCUGAAUGCGGCCCUCAAGACCUCCCUAUCUGGCCCUCUGGAACUCUUUCUGGGCUACAGUUCCUCCCCAGCCAUAUCUUCCUGAGUGUUUUGGCUGGAAAUGUGUCCUUGAACUCUGAUAAUGCUUCUUACUUGCAUGUGUGGAGGACACGGGUGGGCGGGCCAAUUCAUUAGGAGAAAUCAGCACUAAAAUGUGAGAAUAGAAAUUAAAAUUGCAAAUUGCUGCAGAAAUGUGGAGAGCCAAGUUUAAGUGGGAAAAAAUGAGAAACCAAUGUGUUAGUCUGUUAAUUAUUCUUGACAAAUCUGCACAUCAACCCUAUAGAAAGCGGGAGGGGGAGGGAGUCCCUCAGCUGCGCACUUUGUUCAUGCCACACUCUCUCUGACCCAUCCCACCUUUCCCCCAAAGAUUUGCAGACGAUCCGGACAACGCUGGCCGUCAUUGGCAAGGGGUGCUUGGCAGCGGCCUUCAACUGCACCUUCCUCUUCACGACGGAACUCUACCCCACGCCUGUCAGGUGAGGAGCUGCUUUUCAACACCAUUUCUCCCUUGUUUACCCGCUUCUGGGGCUCCUGUGGAAAUGGAGGUAGCUUUAAAGCAGGGGUCUCCAACCUGGGACCUGUGGGCACUAAGGUGAGCCCCUCGCUACCUCCUAGGGUGCCCUUGAACAAUCUCAAUAAAUACCUGUCAUUGAAAUUCUACUCAGUAUUGAUCCAGUGCAGAUUGCAAUGUAUAGUUAGCAGAGUAAAAACGUUGCAGGAUUCCAAAAAAAUAGACCAGAGGCAUUUCAUCCAGCAGAGCUUUAGUGAUACUGAAGGCAAACAAGCAUAAUGGUCACAAAUCCAAUACAUUCAGGAUUGGCCCUGUCCAUAAGAAAUCCAGUUGCGGCAGACUUAACUUAAACUUACAAUAACUUACAAUAAGACUAAAACCGUAACACUAUAUACAGAACAUCACACCAGCAAGAAAGAGAGACAGAAAGAGAGAGAAGGAGACCCAGGCUCCUCCCGGCCUCACUAUUAUAGUCAGCAUGACCUUGACAGAAGAGAUAACUGAACCAGUUUGAGCCAGCUGUACUCAGCUUCUCAGAAGGAAUAACCCAAACAUCAGUAACCUUCUGCUUUUUUCUUUCACACAGAGAAGCUUCCAGAACCCUCUUGAAUUUAGUAGAAUAGGAAAGAUCUCUACAUAUCAGCUCAAUGCUUUCUGCACUAAGAAAUGCAAACUGACAAAAAGCCUGAAUGCACAAGAGGCUGGGUUUUCUCUUCCUAGAAGGAACGUGCCCCCUCACCAGAGCUGGCCUGUCCAUGGGGCAUGGGUAGGUGGUUGCCGCACGAUGGCAGACUCUAGACGGCUUGGAGGUGUGUCGCUGCUGCUGUGCAUCCGUUGGCGGCGAUCGCAUGGCAGGUGCCCUUUUCUUGAGGUUUGCCAGAGAUCCCUUGACCCAGCCGUAUCUCUUGCCUGCUUUUCUUACCCUGCCCCCCACCCCCAUCCUAGGCAGACGGGGCUCGGUUUUGGCAGCACCAUGGCCCGGGUGGGAGGCAUCAUCGCCCCGUUGGCCAAGAUGAUGGAGGACUACUCUGCUGCCCUGCCGCCAAUCAUGUACGGAGCAGCUCCCAUCCUUUCUGGCAUCAUCGCUUGCUUUCUGCCCGAAACCCUUAAUGUCCCCCUUCCAGAUACCAUUGAAGAAGUAGAGAACAGGUAAGUGACUCUGUUAUUUGUGGCAAAUACACUUUUAUUUAUUUCAUUGUACUAUAUUCACACAGAUAUUAUUUGUUGCAAAGUAUUUAUUUUUAAUUACAUUUCUAUACUGCCCUUUGUCUGAAUGUUGUGGGUGGUUUACAACAUAAAAAUACAAAAUAUGUACAAAAAACCCCAAGAGCAAUAACCUCCCCUCCCACACACUUUUAAAAGGCUGUAUAUUCUUUAAUCAGCCAAAUGCCUGGUUGUAGAGAAACAUUUUGGCCUGGCGCCUAAAGAUAUGCAAUGAAGGUGCCAGGCAGGCCUCCCUGGGUAGAGUAUUCCAUAAAUGGGGAGCCACCACAGAAAAGGCCCGUUCUCGUGUUGCCACCCUCCCGAUUUCUUGUGAAGGGGGCACAUGAAGAAAGGCCUCGGAUGGUGAUUGCAGGGUCCGGGUUGGUUAAUAGGGGAAACAUGGUCCUUGAAGUGUUUAAGGCUUUAAAGGUCAAAACUAGCACUCUGAAUUGAGUCUGGAAACCAAUUGGCAGCCAGUGCAGUUGGGCCAGGAUCAGUGUAAUAUGUUCCCAGUGAGCAACCUGGCCGCUGAAUUCUGCACCAGCUGAAUUUUCUAUACCAUCUUCAGAGGCAGCUCCAUGUAUAACAUAUUGUAGUAAUGUAACCUAGAGGUUAUCAUAGCAUAAAGGUAAAGGUAAAGGACCCCUGACAGUUAAGUCCUGUCACGAACGACUCUGGGGUUGUGGUGCUUAGGCUAUCCCUGUCCAAAUACGGGCACAGCUGGGCCACCAGCCCAAGCUGGUGGAAUGCUCCACGCCACCUGAGCCUGAAGCGACCCUAACCCUAACCCUUCAGAGGUGGCGUAACCCUAUCAAGAGCAGGCAGCGUCCCAUCCAUCUGGUCUAAUAAUAAUAAUCAUCAUAAUAAAUUUUUAUUUAUACCCUGCCCUUCCCGGUUUAAAAACCGGGCUCAGGGCGGCUAACAGCAAAUAUAAAACAUUGAUUAAAAUACGACUUAAAAACAGCAUAAAACAGCAUAAAAUACAACAUAAAAUGCAGCAUCAAUAUCAAUAAAAUUCAAAAAUUCAGGGGUCAUUUUGGGAAAAACAAAACAAAACAAAAAACAGUCAGUAGACAUCAAAUGAUCACCAGGGCUAACUGGUCAAGUUGGUCCUACUAGGGCCAGCAAGGAGACCAGGGAAGAAUUUAAAUGUGGGGUCCCAGAAAGGGUUUCUUCAUAGAAGAGGAAAGGGAAAAGGGAAUAGAGGAUCAGGCUAAUUCAAAUUGAAGGCCAGGCAGAAUAGCUCUGUUUUACAGGCCCUGUGGAAGGAGAUCAAGUCUGCCCACUAACAUUCCCUCAGUCUUAUCUGGACUGAGCUUAAGUUUGUUGGCUCUCAUCCAUUAUAAGGCAAUACAUCAGUCCAGUACAUUCACUGCCUCACCUGCAGAUGUAAAAGAGAAGCAGAGCUGUGUGCCAUUAGCAUACCAGGUACCUCAGUUGGUUAGAGCAUGGUGCUGAUAAUGCCAAGGUUGUGGGUUUCAAAGGCUGUAUGAACGACUUACAUAUUCCUGCAUUGCAGGGGGUUGUAUUAAAUGACCCUCAGGAUCCCUUCCAGCUCUAGGAUUGCUGAUAACAUACUCCAAAACUCUGGAUGACCCCACUCAGUGGUUUCGAAGUAAUCCAUAAACCUCAAGCAGCUCAACAGAACAGGACAAGAGCAUUUUAUAUCAUAGACGCCUCGAUACAACGAAGUGUUCUAUCUCAUGCAUCCUGAUGGAUCACAUUGUUUCAUAUUCUUUUAUAACUUUACCAUAAUGGUUCCACAAGUCAUCUGAAUGUGUCAAAGCAAUGUCAGUCCAUAGCCUGUAUCAGGCAACUAUCUCUUCCUGUUAUAAUAAGAAAUAACAUUUACCCAUCUAUCUACUUCUCAAACAGUGCGUUAACUUAGCAUUUUUGUGGCCAAUUCCCACUGUUCAUCAUUUCAGAUGACGUAUUAAUCAAAUGCCCUUCAGACCUGCUGCAUCCAUUGCAAAAGGAAUUUUUGUGGAGCAUGUGGAACAGAGGGAAGAAAAAGCAUGGCAUUUUGUGGUUUAGGGGGAAGUGUUGAAUCAUCAACUUUUCAUUUCAAAACACUGGCCCUUCUGGGAGGAGAGAAGGUGGAGCUGAACUCCAGAGCUCAGUUUUCAUGCUUGGGCUUGAAAUCAUAGGAGCAGAGGGUUUGAAGUUAGGGAGAACUCAGAUUCGGUUCACAUUUAAAGGUGAGCUUACCUAAUUCACACAUUCCAGAAGACUGUAAGAAUUGAAGCACAGUCGUCCUUUGGAAUUCACACUUCCUUGGCUCUUGCUGUGCAGGUCUCCAGCCAAGCAAUGUGAGCAAAAAUGCACAUAGCAUCAUAGAAUUUUAGAGUUGGAAGGGAUCCCGAGGGUCAUCUAGUCCAACCCCCAUGUUAGGGUAAAGUGUGCAUAAAAAUUCAUAUAUCAGUGCAAAAUGCACUGAUGCAUUAAAAAAAUUGCUUUGCAGAAAGGUGUAUACAGUGGUGCCUCGCAAGACGAAAAUAAUCCGUUCGGUGAGUCUCUUCGUCUAGCGGUUUUUUCGUCUUGCGAAGCAACCCUAUUAGCGGCUUAGCGGAUUAGCGCUAUUAGCAGUUUAGCGGUUUAGCGGCUAUUAAAGGCUUAGCGGCUUAGCGGCUUAGAAAAAGGGGGGGGGAGCGAAAAAAAUCGCAAGACUCGCAAGACGUUUUCGUCUUGCGAAGCAAGCCCAUAGGGAAAUUCGUCUUGCGAAGCGCAUCGAAAAACGGAAAACCCUUUCGUCUAGCGGGUUUUUCGCCUUGCGAGGCAUUUGUCUUGCGGGGCACCACUGUAAUUGCAUGCAAAAGUGAGAAUAUUAGGAGAAAUUUGCACCGAGAUGCUGAUGAAUUGUCACGAGGGCAGCAAAAACCACCCACCCACUGGUGUGGAAAUGUGGAGGACAGAAAGUAAGAUUAGAAAAAUGAUAAAUGGAGAGAAACUGAAAUUCUCAUCCCACACUUUCUGCUUUAUGGCCCUGUCAUUUCCCUUCUUGCAAAAAGUCUGAUCUUAGGGGCAGCAGGGCUUCCUUCUGAAGAGCUCCAAAUCGACUAUAAUUGUACAACCUGAAUUUGCAGAUUAUGUGACUGAAUUUCACAGUGUUAUGGAAAAAUCUAGGUGUGAGGCUGCUCAGUCACCCAGCUCGUCGGGCAGAGCCCGCGGGUCCCUGCGGAAUAAAGGAAGGUGUCCAGCCACCAACCGGAGCAAACAGCUGUAGACCAAAGUUUAUUGCGCAACAGGUUCAAAGAGGAAUUUUGAACCCCGAGGAUGGGGUGACAAGGACUUUUAAAUGUUUCCCACCAUAUCCCAGUUCGUACAGCAUCACUGAUACAUCAUUGCUACAUCACUGACAUGUCACAAAAGGGGAGGGGUAGACAGGGGUUACACCAGUUCACCCUUGGCAAAUAAUGUCCAGACAAGUCCUUAGUACAAGGUUAGCAUAGGCAAAACAUGUCCAGGCACCUCUCAAGUACCCAUCAUCAAAGGACAAUAGAGUUCUCUUUGCACAUCCAUAACCUGGGGCAAGUCCCAUGAUGGGCUUUUGGAAACUAUCUGCUCAGCAACUGUUACCCCUGGGCACUUCCCUGGGUGGGGUGUGUGUAUCGUGUCCUCACGCUUGAGGGAUUAUGGCAGGCAAAGGAGUCGUUUUUCCAAAGGCGAAAUAGUGUUGAAAUGGAGGAAACUGUCAAAGGAGUUGAUUUUAUAUGAUUGUUAAAGCUUCCCUGAGCUGUCAAGUCAAAAGCAUACUGUCAGGGAACUGCCAUCGGAAGGAAGGGAGGUGAAAGGACUCAGACAGGUUGGAAGAGACUCAGCAGCGGAAGAGGGAACCAGCAAGGGGAGAGAAGCUGAACUGAGGGAGGUGAAAGGGCUCAGACAGGUUGGAAGAGACUCAGCAGCUGAAGAGGAAACCAGCAGGGGAGAGAAGCUGAACUGAGGGAAAGGGAGCUGGGGGAUGGCUCAGAGAUACUUCCAGCGAAAACAGUGGUGAGGUUUCCGGACCUCCUGUAGCGACACCCACUCCUCGCCGGAAACUGUCACGCAGAGAGUCCAGAAGACGUGUUUCCGUUAAGGAGCUUUUAUGUUGGAAGCGAUUACGAAAGCAACCACUGUCGGAAUCUUCUAGUGACUAGAGGAGCCAUGUCAGAGGGGCUCAGUCACAGACAGAGGUUUGUGGACUUGAACAAACUCUGAGGGAAUACGAUUUUACGCACAAGCAGCUCAUAAUCCCAUCACAGCAUUCCGACAGUCUUUGAACGCAGCUUGUGCAGGAGAAGGCAUAAUGAGCAACCCAGCAGGAACCGGAGAAGCAGGGGCUGGAGCGGGUCCAAGCCUGGAAGAAAGGUACCGGGUGUUGGAGGUCCAGCUGGCGCUGCAGACGGCGAGGCUGGAGGAGAGGAGGGCUCAAGAUGCAGACAAAAGGGAGAAAGCCACCCAGCUCGCCAGAAAGGUACCAGGAUUGGUGCAGAAAUUUGGGGGGGAGCCCAAGGACUAUCAUAGCUUUCGGACAGAAAUGCAAUAUGCCCUCAAUCUGCAGUUUGAUGAUUCCCUGAUGAGGAAUCACGAGUGGCUUUUGUGAUUGGGCAUCUUGAAAAGGGGGCGAGAGACUGGGUUAGACCCCUGAUGGCAGCGCAUAGUGACGUCCUAAAGGACACGAUGAAGUUCUUUCGCGCCAUGGAUCUGAUGUUUUCCAGCGAUAUUGAAAAGGGAGUGGUGCGCAGACAGUUAAUGGCUUGCAAACAGGGGAGCCGAUCUGUACGUGAGUACUGGACUGAGUUCACCAUGCUGAUACACAGAUUGGGGUGGGACUUAUCGGCGGAACCCAUUCAAAUGCUCUUUGAAGAAGGGCUUUCUUCGGCUGUGAAAGACGAACUUUCCCGGGCGCCCAGGGCGGAGUCUAUGGACCAGCUGACCAAAUCAGCGCUGGCCAUAGGAGCGCGCCAGGAGGCGAGAGCAUUGGAGAGGCGGGAAGGGAAAGGGGAACGUUGGAAGGAGUUCCGCAUUCCAGACAUUCCAGAGCCAACUGUCCCGCCGGCAGAGCCGAUGGAAAUCGGAACAGCGCCGCGCGCGCAGUUUCAAAGCCCAGUGAGGGGGGAAAGAAGGAUGGAAAAGGCGCCCGGAAAUGCUAUCUCUGCCAACAGCCAGGGCACUUUGCCAGAGUCUGCCCCCAGAGGAAGGAAUGGCAAGGGAUGGUGGGAGCUGUGGAGGGAAGAGAGGAAAAAUUACCGGAGCAACUAAAAGCCAACGCCUGGCUGCCAUUGUCGGGGCACAGCAGCCAGGCCAAAGAGCAGUGAAAGUGCCCACUCCAGAACCUCCUAAACCCGCCCUAGUGAUAGAAGUGACACUAGAGCUGCCAAACGGACACCCUCUAAAGAUAAAGGCGCUGUUGGACUCAGGCAGCUCCUGCAAUUUCAUGAGCAAAGAGUUUGCAGCUGAACACCAGAUACAGACGCUCCCUUUAAGCAACCCCUGCAGGUAACCACGAUCGAUGGCAGGGAGCUGUUGGGAGGAGAAGUCAGCUUGCAGACCGUCCCAAUGAUAAUGAAGGUGGCAAGACACACCGAACUAAUAGCAUUUAAUGUGGCCACCUUGGGAGGAGCUCCCAUUAUAUUGGGGAUGAGCUGGCUAGCGUUACAUGAUCCGCUGGUGGGCUGGCAUCAAAGAGUGGUUUCUUUGGGUCAGCACAUUGCUUAGAACAUUGCAAAGAGGGAAAGGUUUUGGCAGGGGCCCAAGCCACCCUAGCAGGGACUGAAGUGACGGAGAACGUGAAGGUACCACGACAAUACGCAGAUCUCCGCGACGUCUUCAGCGAAAGGGAAGCUGACCAACUACCACCGCAUAGAGCCUUUGACUGUCAAAUCAAUUUGCUCCCUGGGGCACAGCUCCCUGUGGGCAAGCUGUACGCCAUGUCAGACAGAGAGAUGCAGGAGCUAAGAGAGUUCAUUGACAAGAACCUGAAGAGAGGGUUCAUCAGAGAGUCCAGGGCGGUGGGGGCAGCCCAGUGUUUUUGUGGACAAAAACACGAACAAGCCGAGACUGGUGUGUGACUUCAGGGCCUUAAAUGCAGUGUCAGAACCAGUGGCCUUCCCGAUGCCCAGGAUUGACGACAUUUUGACAAGGGUGCGGAAGGGAAAGAUUUUCACCAAGCUGGAUCUAAGGGGGGCGUACAACCUGAUACGAAUAAGGAAGGGGGAUGAAUGGAAAACCACCAUGUUCACCCCUUUAGGGGCAUUUGAAUACUUAGUUAUGCCCUUCGGUCUCCAAGCAGGCUCCGCAACAUUUCAAUCGUUUAUGAACCACGUCCUGGGGCCGUUGCUUUACAAGAAUUGUGUGGCCUUCUUAGACGACGUGUUGGUGUAUUCUGAGAAUGAGGAGCAGCAUGUGAGAGACGUCAGAGAAGUGUUGAGCAGGCUGCAAGCCAACCAGCUGUGGGUGAAACUGGAGAAGUGUCAGUUUCAUACCAAGGAGGUGGAAUUCCUGGGGUAUCGCCUGUCUGACAAGGGGUUGGCCAUGGAUCCCGGCAAGGUCCAGGCGGUACUGGAAUGGAAAACACCCAAAACAAGGAAGGAUGUGCAGAGGUUUUUGGGGUUUGGGAACUUCUAUCGUAAGUUCAUCCCAAACUUUGCCCACCUGACGGCGCCCAUUACGGACUGUCUCAGCAGUAAGAAGAAGUUCGUUUGGACGGAGGAGGCGGAGCAAGCAUUUGAGGAACUAAAAGGGCCUUCGCCUCGGAACAACAGCUCCUGCAUGUGGAUUUACAAAAACCGAUGAGAGUGGAAACUGACGCAUCAGACAGAGCGGUUGGGGCGGUGCUUCUCCAGCCAGGGAAGGAGGAGUCAGAGUGGAGACCGUGUGCUUUUUUCGCGAAAGCUGAACAAAUCCGAGAGGAACUACACGGUGUAUGACCGAGAACUACUAGCCAUUCAUGAGGCGUUCCGGAGAUGGAGGCACCUGCUAAUUGGCGCACAACAUAAGGUGCAAGUGUGCACUGACCACAAGAACCUAGAGUAUUGGAGGACGGCACGAGUGCUCAACCAACGGCAAGUGAGAUGGGCCCAGGAAUUCUCCAAAUUUAACUUUGAGAUUUGUUACGUGCCAGGCCCAGAGAACAUUAGGGCGGACGCUCUCUCACGCAAACCUGAAUAUUUGGAAGGGGAGGGAGCACCCGAAGAGAGACAUGUCAUUCCAGAGGACCGCUGGGUGUGUGGGGCGGCAUUGGUGGGACAAAGAGAACUGGUAGAAGAAACAGAGAAUGAUGAAUACGCCCAGAAUAAGCUUAGAGGUCUUAGGGAUGAGGGAGAGGAAUCAAGGGGUUUCGAGGAAAGAAAUGGAGCUUUGUAUUACAAAGGGGCACUGUAUAUCCCUGAAGGUGACUUCAGGGGGAGGGUACUCAAGCAGUUGCAUGACAGCCCCACGGCGGGGCAUUUUGGGCAACACAAAACCAUGUGGUUGGUCACCAGGGAAUUUUGGUGGCCUAAGGUGAGGGAGGAUGUACGUGAGUAUGUAAGAGGGUGCGAGCAGUGCCAGCGAGCCAAAGGGGAAAGGCGGGCGCCGGCGGGGCUAUUAGAACCCUUACCAACACCAGAACGACCUUGGGAGGCAGUGUCGAUAGAUUUUAUGACUGAUCUGCCGAAGUCCAAAGGGAAAACAGCCAUCAUGGUGGUGGUAGACCUACUAACAAAGAUGUGCCACUUUGUAGCUUGCUCGCAUGCAGUCACGGCGGAAGAGACAGCGAAGUUAUUUGUAGAACACAUUUUUAGGUUGCACGGGGUGCCAUUGAGGGUGGUCUCAGACCGAGGAAAACAAUUUACUUCCAGGUUCUGGAGGAAGCUCAUGAGCUUACUGCAGGUGGAGGUCAACUUUUCGACUGCCCGGCACCCUGAAACCAACGGGCAGGCGGAAAGAGUAAACGGUGUCCUCCAGCAAUACCUGAGGUGUUAUGUCAAUGACAGAGAGAAUGACUGGGUAGAAAAGUUGGCGCUGGCGGAAUUUGCCUACAACAAUGCCGAGAAUGUGUCCACAGGGAUGAGCCCCUUCUUGGCUAAUUAUGGGUGUCAUCCCAGGGCUUUCCCAGGGGAGAAGGGGAGAGAUGGAGCGUACCGGCAGCCGAGCAUUUUGUAGAAGAAAUGGAAGCAAUCCACCGUCAGCUCCAACUCAACUUAGAAAGGGCGAAGGAAGAAUACAAGAGGCAGGCAGACAAGAACCGAAGGGAAGGUGAAACCAUAAGGGUUGGAGAUAGGGUGUGGCUGUCAACCCGAGGGGUGCCGUUCAAAGGAGGUUGUAAGAAAUUAAGACCCAGGAGGUUGGGUCCCUUUGAGGUCAUUCAACAGGUCAACCCAGUGGCUUUCAGGCUCCGGUUACCCAACCACAUGAAACUGCACCCAGUAUUUCACAGGUCGUUACUGUCACCGUACGAGGGGGGACGAGAAGGGAUGGCCACUCGGGGACCGGUCAUAGAAGAAAGAGAAUGCAGCAGUCAUGUGGCAGAAAUCCUUGAUGCCAGGUGGAAGGGGAAUCAGGUGGAGUAUUUGGUAGCGUGGGAAGGAGAGCCGGAGUCAGAAAACACGUGGGUAAUGGCCAAAGAUAUCAAUGACGAGGUAUUGAUAGAAAUGUUCCAUCAAAGGUUCCCGCGGAAACCUCAGCCUGUGGAGAGGUUCCGGAGGGAAUACUUUGGGACCACUGAGGAGGAGGAGGAGUUGGAAGGAUUCCCAGAAUCGGAAGGGGAAGGGGAGAUGGACUCGGAGGAGGAGGAGUGCUUCGAGACCAGGAACCGCAACAGGUGGAGAGAAGUGUUCGAGACAUCGGAAGAUGAAGGAAGUUCAUUCCGGGGGUUUGCCUCCGCACCGCCCGUAGAGGAGGGGGCGAGAGGGGGCGAAGGGGGCCCUGGAAGGGAGGUGGAUGUCAGGUAACUGCCAUCGGAAGGAAGGGAGGUGAAAGGACGCAGACAGGUUGGAAGAGACUCAGCAGCGGAAGUGGGAAACAGCAUGGGGAGAGAAGCUGAACUGAGGGAGGUGAAAGGGCUCAGACAGGUUGGAAGAGACUCAGCAGCUGAAGAGGAAACCAGCAGUGGGAGAGAAGCUGAACUGAGGGAAAGGGAGCUGGGGGGAUGGCUCAGAGAUACUUCCAGCGAAAACAGUGGUGAGGUUUCCGGACCUCCUGUAGCGACACCCACUCCUCGCCGGAAACUGUCACGCAGAGAGUCCAGAAGACGUGUUUCCGUUAAGGAGCUUUUAUGUUGGAAGCGAUUACGAAAGCAACCACUGUCGGAAUCUUCUAGUGACUAGAGGAGCCAUGUCAGAGGGGCUCAGUCACAGACAGAGGUUUGUGGACUUGAACAAACUCUGAGGGAAUACGAUUUUACGCACAAGCAGCUCAUAAUCCCAUCACACAUACAUUUAUGCAUAAUAUUUGUAACAUUUAAGAACUUUAAAGAUGUGGCCCCCCCGGUAAUUUCCGUAACCACACCGAUAACAGCGACUGCCUGGAAGCAAAUCAAGUGACUGCUCAAGCAAAUCAAGAUUAAUUCUGAAUGAACAGGAGGUCUGGAGGACCCAGAGGCCACCAAUAUCUGGGGAUUCUCCAGACCUGCCUUAUAGCAAUGUUUACGUAUAUUUGAACAUAGAGGGGAACCUUCCAAAUUUAUUUCUGUGCUCUAAACAUGAUUGGGUGUCCCAGAUACUGAGCCCCAUUGCUGAUCUUUCUUUCUUUCCCCCCUCAAAGGUCCAGAAAGAAGACAGUGGAAGAAAUAGCCCAGGAGAAGAUUUUGCUCCAGAGCCCAGACAAGGCCCUGUUCAAAGAGGCUUGCUGA
Podarcis lilfordi (Lilford's wall lizard) is the source of this 25827-nucleotide messenger RNA. NCBI's taxonomy places the organism in Eukaryota, Metazoa, Chordata, Lepidosauria, Squamata, Lacertidae. The record is from the annotation of a GenBank genome assembly.